AUGUCUUUUCUUGAUCAGAAAAAGCGAAAAAGUCCGCAUCUUCCUUUGACAUCAUUGAAUAUCCUUAAGAAACAGUAUGAGAGCAAACAAGUCCAAAGAGAAAACUACGAUACCAAACAAUCUAGCAUUUCCUCUCAAGAAAUUUGUUUGGUUUAUCUCAUCAAAAAGGCCAAAGAAAUAGUGUCAGGCUGUAACUCUGAUCAGAGCUCUGAUUAUUUUCCUGAUCUUAAUAGCCCUUCUCUGCAUUCCCAACAGUCAAAUGAUCUUGAGCUUGCCAUAAGUCUCCAAGCUGCUGCCUUUCAUUUCUCCAUGCAACAGUUUGUUCAGGCAAGAAAUCUGCUCAGUAUUUGUCGAAAUUCUGCUUCUCCUAAAGGCAAUCCGCUUCAGCGAUUGCUCUAUUACUACACUGAAGCUCUCCAAGAGCGUAUCUUAACAGAGAUGGGGGAAUCUGAGGAAGUGAUUCUACAAGAAGAAGACAAAACAGGCAAAACAUCAUUUGAAGAAACUCUUUCAAACUUGCAGAACAUAACGGUGGAUAUGCAGGAAUCAUUACCUUUUUGUCGGAUCAAUCAAUUCACAGCAAUUCAAGCGAUCCUGGAAAAUGUGGGAUCAUCCAGGAAACUUCAUCUGGUGGAUUUAGGAAUCAAAAAUGGAUCACAAUGGCCGAUCCUGAUGCAAGCUCUCGCCACCAGGCGCGAAUAUCCCAUUGAAUCCCUCAAGAUAACUGCCAUAGGAUCAUCAAAAGGGAUGAUUGAAGAAAUUGGAAACAACUUGUCAUCAUUUGCUGAGAGCCUGAACAUCCCAUUUGCAUUCAGAAUAGUAGUAUCAGAUUUGAAGAACCUGGAAAUAAAUUUUUUCGAGUUAGCAUCCGAUGAACUGCUGGCUGUAUACUCAGAGUUGCGCCUGGCAACUCUGUUAGCCUGGCCUCAUCACCUGGAAUCUCUGCUGAAAACAUUAAAGAAGCUGAAACCUCGCGUGAUGGUGACAAUGGAAGUGGACUCAAACACGAAUGCGCCUGGUUUCAUGGAUCGAUUCAACGCAUCACUUUCAAUCUCAGCAGCCAUGUUUGAUUGUCUUGAUCAUUGCAUAAAACAAGAAAGUCAGUCUAGAGCAAUUAUUGAAGGUGUCUUCUUGCGCGAAGGGAUUCGUUACCUUGUCACUUCUAAGGGUGAAGAGAGCAUUCAUCGUCAAGAAAGCAUAACAUUUUGGAGAACACUAUUCAAAAGAUUUGGGAUUUAUGAAAUUGCUCUCAGUGAUGAGGCUUUGUAUCAAGCAACACUGAUGGCCAAAAGCAAUCCUCUUUGGAGUUCAUGUACUCUGAAGAGGAAUGGAAAAGGCAUGACAGUUGGGUGGAAGGAAACUCCAAUUCAUUUCCUUGCAGUUUGGAAAUUUUGA
Molecule: messenger RNA, 1395 nt
Organism: Oldenlandia corymbosa var. corymbosa
Lineage: Eukaryota; Viridiplantae; Streptophyta; Magnoliopsida; Gentianales; Rubiaceae
Source: the annotation of a GenBank genome assembly